This is a messenger RNA of Salmo salar (Atlantic salmon), 6213 nucleotides long. Its product is annotated as protein phosphatase 1 regulatory subunit 29. Gene Ontology annotation, cellular component: plasma membrane. Gene Ontology annotation, molecular function: protein binding. NCBI's taxonomy places the organism in Eukaryota, Metazoa, Chordata, Actinopteri, Salmoniformes, Salmonidae. The record is from RefSeq and is a predicted model, not a curated record.
GCGACUUCCGAGCUUGAGCACACGGUGCUGUCACGGGAUAAUUAACUGCCUUUUUAAAACGCUGCAGAACGGAUCAUAGACUACGUUUCUAAUGGAAACUGCGAUUUAAAGCUACUUGUCCGAAGCCCCUGCAUUGAUCAGUGAAGACUUAGUGGAUUACCGGACCAGUGUUUCUAUGGUGAUGGACUGACGGUCAUACCCAGUCUACUCAGGACUAAGUGUGGACCUUGGAGGGAGGGACCACCAAGGACUACAACUGGCUCCAGCACCCAGACUUUUAGACCAAGCCACCCACCUAACCAGGCACCAGUGAAUGAAACAGGGGGACUAACAACAGACAACCUGAGGAGAAGCCUCUCUCUUCCUAUCUUCAUCUCUUUCUUCACCUGGAUCUCUAGAUUAUUCUAGUAGACUGUGUCAGAGAACUCAGAGAAGCAUCAGGAGAAGAGAAGAAUAGUGAGAGUCCGUACAGUCAGCACAGGGCCAUAGAGAAGUGGACAACGAGGAAAAAGACCAGCAAAGACUGUUCUCUGCCAAACUGAAAGGGAGUUUUCCUCCAUCUCUGUCGCUGAGGGAAACGGUCAUUAGGGGCCAUGAGUUGUUGCUGGGGCUACCAUCAUUGUAUCCCUCCGACGCGGAACACUUAAAAUGGGGUCUAUGUUACCAGCUACCAUGGCUGCCAAGCGGCAAGCCAUGCUCUAAUCGCCUAGGCAACAACCUAUCUGUGACCUACGACUUCCUGUCUCUACUUCCUGCUCUGGCCACACCCCUUCCUUACCUGUCACCCAACCUGAUUUCAAACUUGCCUGCUUCCUUUCCUAAUAUUCUCCCCUUUCCCUUAUUUUCUUAAUAAGAUAACCCCUCCUAUCCUCCCUUCCUCCCUAACCAUGGCCAACAGGUUUCUCCACCUCCCCUCCAUCCCGCUCUCCCUAUCCCUCUCUCCGUCCAUCUUCCUCUACCUUCUCCCCCCAUUACUUCUUCUCCUCCACCUCCCUGGGUCCGUCCGGGGGGACUGCUGGCUGAUCGAGGGGGAUAAAGGCUACGUGUGGCUGGCCAUCUGCAGUCAGAACCAGCCCCCGUACGAGACCAUCCCCCAGCACAUCAACAAUACGGUCCAUGACCUGAGGCUGAAUGAGAACAAGCUGAAAGCAGUGCUAUUCCACUCCAUGUAUCGCUUCACCAACCUCACAGACCUCAACCUCACCAAGAAUGAGAUCUCUUACAUAGAGGACGGGGCCUUUACCCAUCAGGCCAACCUACAGGUCCUCCAGCUGGGUUACAACAAGCUGACCAACCUGACAGAGGGGAUGAUGCGUGGCCUGGGCCGCUUGCAGUGCCUCUUCCUCCAGCACAACCUCAUUGAGGUCAUUGACAACAAAGCAUUCGAGGAGUCCAGCUCCAGCCUCAGCAGUAUCGACCUCUCGUCCAAUAAGCUUGCCCGGAUCGAUCCGUCAACUUUCACUGUGCUAAACCGGUUAAUGGUCUGCGAGCUAGCAGGAAAUCCUUUCCAUUGUGGAUGUGAUCUGUAUAGUUUUCUUACUUGGUUGGAGGCAUUUAAUAACGUGACGCAUACAUACGACCGGCUGCAGUGCGAGACCCCUGGCGAGCUGUUUCUCUACCCGCUCCUGAGCCCCGUGGCCGGGCACGGACGCAGCGCUCGCACCAUGCUCUCCACCAUCUGUCGCGACGGCAUGAUCAUACCCGGGAUCACGUCUCAACCCGGCACCGACUGGGAGGGCUCCGGGAUGGGCCCGGAGAUGGACGGCCGGGCCGGGCCGUAUCAUCAGCCGACAGCUUCGUCCACGGCCGACCCCAACUUCAACCCCAGCAUCAAACUCCAGUGGGUCACUCUGUCUGCAGCCAAGCUGUUGGUCCAGAUCCCUAAACCAUACAGCAAGAUGUACGUCCUAGUCCAAUACAACCAGAGCUUCGUCUCGGACAUCCAGAACCUCAAGGAGAAGAAGGAGAAGGUGACGUUGGUGGAUCUCAAACCUCACACCAACUACACCUACUGCGUAGUGUCUAUAAGUAAAAACCAGCGCAACAACCACACGUGCAUCUUCUUCGCCACGCGAGAGGCUGGCCCUGACGACCACCACGCCAACCAGUCAACCAUGACGCAUUACAUCAUGACGAUCCUGGGGUGUCUGCUGGGGAUGGUGAUCGUGCUCGGGCUCGUCUACUACUGCCUGAGGAAGCGUCGGAUGCAGGAGGAGAAGGAGAAGGAGAUCAGCGUGAAGAAGACCAUCUUGGAGAUGCGGUAUGGACCGGAGGCUGCAGCACAGGCAGCUAACGACCCGGCAGCCAUGCAGCAUCUCCAGGAACAGGCCCAGAACCAGGGGCACCACGGAGGUCACCUCCACGGAGGAGGAGGUGGCGGGGGUAAUAAACUUCCCCCCUCCGCCUCCUCCAGUUCCGGCAUGCUCCACGGUUCGGCCAACACCACCUCCUCCCGCCUCUCGACGCUCCCCCAAGUGGAGAAGAUGGCCACAGCAUUCGGUGAAGCCAUGGCAACCAAUAAAGGAAACUAUAUGGAUGUGAGGACUGGGGCAGGAUUAUCGGGAGACGGUGGAGGAUUAUUACUAGCAGGGGGAGGAGGAGGAGGGGGGGAGGCGAUACUGGUGGAUAUGCGAGGCAUCAAUGGUUGCAGUGAAGACGGAAUGGACGUUGGGAAUGAUUCGGAUGAUGACGGACACGGAUCUGCGUCGGAGAUCUCGACGAUCGCCAUGGAGGUCGAUAAAGUCAACCAGAUUAUCAACAACUGUAUCGACGCGCUCAAGCUCGACUCCCUUGUUGCGACGACAACAUCUGGUGACAACCCUACUUCUCCUCCACCUGCUUGUAUCACCUCCCUCGCUCGGAACCUCAUCCCCCUCUCCCAAGGCCUUGCUGACACCUGCCAGAUGCUUGCCUCCUCUCCCAAAAUCCAUGCCCCUCCCGCGAUGACCCCCAUUCCCCUCGUCAUGCCCCUCUCGGAGCGUCCCGGAAUCAGCGGAGGGGGGUUUCUCUCGCCCCCCUAUAGGGACCCACCACCGGCGAAUGCCGUACGACCCUUACAGAGGCAGCUGAGCGAUACAGGUGUGGUGGUCAUGGGUGCUGGGAAGAACCGAUGUAGCGUGUCCUCGGCUGGAGGAUCCAUGAAGAGCACUAGGGUCUUCAGUCUGGAUGUCCCGGAGCCCCGCAGCCCAGGCCCCAACUCCUGUCCUCCAUACCCAGAGAAGGGGAGCCCUGUUGGGUGUGGGGAAACCAUGGAGAGGCUCCCUCUUGUGAGUGGAAAUGGUAGUGGUUGUGGUAGUGGUGGUAAAGGAAACGGGAUGGGUUGUGGUGGUGGGAACGGAAUAGGAGGAGGGGUUAAUGAAGGUGGGGUGAAUGUCAAUGGAGGUGGGGUGGGUUGCGGAGGGGGAGGAAGAGGGGGGGAGGACCGGGAAAGCAGCAGCAGCAUCAUCAUCUGGAGGUACAUCCAGACUACCACUGUUCUGAGCACAGGCACUCCUUCCCCGCCCUCUACUACGAGGGAGCCAACGACUCCCCCUCUCCCUCCCCAUCCCAGAAGGCCUCUUUCCUCAAACCCCUGGGACGUACCAAAAGGGACCCUGCCGCCUACUCCCAGCUCUCCCCUUCCCGGCACCACAACUACUCUGGCUACUCCUCCAGCCCCGAAUAUUCCUCGGAAAACACCCUUCGAAUCUGGGAGAGGUUCCGGCCACACAAGAAAGGCCCCCGCGACCCUCGCGAAGAGGCAACGUAUAUCGCUGCAGGCCACGCCUUGAGGAAGAAGGUUCAGUUUGCGAAAGACGAGGACCUCCAUGAUAUCCUCGACUACUGGAAGGGGGUGUCGGCCCAGCAGAAGCUGUGAGAGAUGAGGAAGAGGUGUAACCUAGAGGAUGGCAUACAGAAGGAGAAGACAGAGAUGUCAUAAUUCUCAAGAACUCCCAGACAGUGAAUGGACCUGAAUGACACAACUACAACUGGUGGCUAACAUGUGUACUUCCUGGUUUCUUUUAUGACAUCAUCUGUCUUCUCAUUCUUUAACUUAUCCUAGGGUGUUACAACAGCAGACUCUGACAGCGAUGAGGAGGAUAGUAGUGGAAGUUAUGGGGGAGACAUUAUGUAGUAGUAGUAGUAGUAGCAUGACACCGGGUAUUGGGUAUUUUCUACAGUUCCACAAUGGAACUACAGGGGUUCCACAAUUAUACAAGUCGUUCCACAGAAAUUCCACUGUUCCAUUGCGGGUUCCAUCCAUGGUUCCACAAGAGUUCCACAUUUCUACAAUGGUUCUAUAGAGGUUCCAAAGUUCCAUAAAGGGUUCUAUAAUGUCUCUGUAACGGUUCCGUAGGGGUUCUAUAGUGGUUCUACAAGUUUCAAAGUUCUACAUGGAGUUCCAUAAUGGUUCCACACUGAGCUUCUAAGCGGUUCCACAUUCUCUUUUUUUCCAGGUUUGGAUAAACAAAAAAACAACAAUAUAUCAGAUUUCCUUUUGCCUAGCACUUUGGUCCUUGCAGACUACCAUAGAAAGACAGAGCCAGGGUAAUGAGGACUCAGUAAUGACUGCAGAGUCUUGUCACUAGCAGGUGUCCUAAGACUCAUUACAACAUAUCUCCCAACAACAAGCAGCAGCAUUACUCGGCUUAAACCCUGCUCCCUUAAACAGCACAGCUCAUAAUCCCAUCAACAUUCAAUUCAUUCACUAAACACUGGAUGCAUCCCAAGUGGCACCCUAUUCCCUAUUUUGUGCAAUACUUUUGACAAGGGCCCACAGGGUUCCCAUAGGGCUCUGGUCAAAAGUAGUGAACUAUAUAGGGAAAAGGGUGCCAUUUGGGACGCAUAGUCAUUUCACUCUGCAGCCCACCACCUGCCUCCCUAGCAGCGCCAUUUAGAGAGAUAAUUGAAAGGGGAUGAGGAAUUAGCAGUGUUUGCCUCAAUCUCUUCUUCCUUCGGAGGAGUGGGGAGAGAUGAGGGGGAGAGGGAGGAUGGAGGGGAGAAGGAGGACAAGGAAGAGGGGAGGGGGAGGAUAUUAAGCGAUUCUUAUCGUGUUAAUUGUUCUCGGCUGUAGUUAGCCCCGGAACAAAACAGGUGGAGAUGCUAGCGUGGGUGGACACACACCGAGAGGUGUGUGUGUGGACGGUGGGAACCAGGCCCUGGAGCCCCUCUCUGUGUUUAGCAGGAGCGUGCUUAUCGAUUGGAAACACCUACACAUGUUUUACAGAGCGUGGCAUGCUAUUGGGGCGCUCCGCCAUUUUGUUUUCUCCUUCUUCUUGGCCUUUUCUAAAUCAGACAUGUGGAUUGAGCAGAUACAUUGCAUUCAGAUAGCAAACAAGGAGGAAGGGACGUCUACACACACACACACACGCACGCACACUCUCAGUGUGUGUGUUCAGAUUACUAUGAAGUAAGCCGUUUUCCAGACCUACUUGCUAACAUUUCCCUGGCUUCGAGCCAAUUUGUUAUUUACAGGUAUAGCAUUUUUUUCUUUUGAUAAGAAAGUCAAAGCUUCCUUCAGGGGAAGAUUAAAAUUAGCAUUUCAAUAGCGCUAGUCAUGCAAAAACCACUUUAGGCUGGGUUAGGAGAGGUGGAGAGAGACGAGUGUUGGCUCCCAUAUUGAAGCAGAAGGUAAUCAUGUCGGAGUAGAGAGAAGGUUCCUAGCAGAACACACAGACCACACAAGAAGUUACAGCUGAAAUUAAAGACAUUGCUAGUAUGGUGAUGUUUAGAAAAGCUAGAGUUCGCAAGGGUUCAUGGUCUAUUUUAGAGGGAGCGAGAGCGAGAGCGAGAGCGAGAGAGAUGGAUCUCUAUGGAGAGUUCAGCGAGAUCAUAUAGCAGAGCCAUAGAUAUAAAGAGUUAGUAAAAAUCCAUCUUCAAUGUUGGCAGCAAAUGUUCCAUACAAAAAACAUAGUGCCAAAUAUGCUAUUUAUAGUGGCAAUAAAUGAACAUAGCCCAAUUGUUAUAUUUUGUAUUGGUCUUUUAACCAAUCAUAUCAGCUCUUUUCACAUCUGAUUCUUUCAGAUCCAAUCUGGUUUGACAAAAUAAAAAUUAGUGACAAAAAAACAUCAUAAUUGUGUUUCCUGUUUAAACGCAGACUCUGCCUGGUUUCUGGUCUAUAUGGAGGUGACAGAGGUUAAACAGUGCCUUGCAACAGUAUUCACCCCCAUUGGCGUUUUUCCUAUUUUGUUGCAUUACAACCUGCAAUUUAAAUAGAUUUUUACUUGGAUUUCA